AAACAUGGAAUAUAGGGGAUUUGCUGUCGCUUACGACAUAUUAAUACCUUUUACAACAUUUGUUUAUGUAGAAAUAUGCAUAUUUCAACGAAAGCAUGUGGUAUUUUAAAUACUGUAGAUACACAAAGAUAAUUCAUUAUUUAGUAGUUCAUGUUUGCAAAGUGACUAAAUUGUAUUGACGAACAAUCCUAAUAUAUCAUGUAAGUUAAUGAAGUUUUUUGAAGAAUGAAUAAGACUGGUGUAGCUUUCGCGAUAUUGACUUCCAAAAUCUCUGAAGGAGAUGUGUAUUCCCUAAGAAAUUGCUUAGCAAAUAAGCAUUGUUCUUCUAAUGAUUGUGAUGAGAAUGGCCAGACUCUUUUGAUGAUAGCUGCACAACAUGGACAGAUUGCAAUUGUUAAUGAAUUAUUAGCUCAUGGAGCUGAUGUCAAUGCAGAAGAUGCGGACAAUUGGUCUGCAUUAACUAAUGCUGCUAGAAAUGGAUGCAAAGAUGUUGUGAUUAAGUUGCUUGACCAUGGUGCUGAUAUUGAGCAUAGGGAUAUGGGUCAAUGGACUCCCCUGAUGUGGGCUUGUUAUAAAGGUCAUUAUUAUGUUGUUAAAAUCCUAAUAGAGCAUGGUGCUAUGGUUAACGUGGUAGACAAAAACCAUUGUACACCUCUUAUUUGGGCAGCUGGUCGAGGUUUCUUAGAGAUUGUUGAAGCGCUACUUGAAAGAGGUGCCAAAGUUUAUUCAAGUGAUAAGUAUGGAACAACUCCAUUGGUUUGGGCUUGCCGUAAAGGUUAUACAGAAAUUGUGCAUCUUCUUCUCGAAGCUGGUGCUAGUGCUGAUACUGCUGGAAUGUUUUCAUGGACACCUCUACUUGUUGCUACUAAAGGAAAUUAUGCCAGCAUAGUAAAUAUGCUUUUGGAACACAAGCCUAAUGUCAAUGCAGUUGAUAUGGAUGGAUGUACUGCUCUGUCCAUUGCUUGCAAAGAAGGCUAUACUGAAAUUGCUAAAGCUCUCAUGAACUCUGGAGCAUAUAUCAAUUUACCAGAUAGAAAUGGUGAUACUAAUCUCAUCCAUGCUUCAAAAGCUGGCCACUUUUCCAUUGUUGAUGCUUUAAUAAGAAAAUAUGCUGACAUUGAUAUAGCUGGUGGAGAUGGAAAAACAGCCCUAUACUGGGCAGUAGAAAAAGGAUAUGUUGAUAUUGUUCGUCUUAUAUUGAAUGCCAAUCCCAACUGUGAAACAGCUACCAAGGAUGGAGAUACGGCUCUUUUAAAAGCAACCCGAAACAGAAAUGCUGAAAUAGUUCAACUGUUAGUUGAUAAAAAAUGCCGUGUAUCUGCUUCAGACAAAAAAGGUGAUACUGCUUUGCAUAUAGCAAUGAGAGCAAGAAGCAAAGCAAUUGUUGAAAUUCUGUUGCGCAAUCCAAAAAAUAGUCAGUUAUUGUAUCGUCCCAAUCGUGUUGGUGAAACCCCCUAUAAUAUUGAUACCAAUCAGCAGAAAAGCAUAUUAGCACAAAUAUUUGGAGCCCGUAAGCUUAAUACAAAUGAGGAUAAUGAAAAUCGUUUGGGUUAUGACUUGUACAGUAGUGCUUUAGCAGACAUUUUAAGUGAACCAUCUCUUUCUGUACCUAUAUCUGUUGGCUUAUAUGCAAAAUGGGGCAGUGGCAAAUCAUUUUUGAUUAAAAAACUAGAAAAUGAGAUGAAGAGUUUUGCCAUUCAGUGGUUAGAGCCUUUUUUUGAAUACAGCAGACUAGUCUUUUUCAUCACUGUAUUUAUUUCUCUUCUUAUUGGUUUCAUAUUUGUAAUGUGUACUAAGGCGUGGAUGCUAGGACUUUAUGUUGCACUUGGUUCCUGUUUUCUUCUAAAUAUUUUAUUGUAUGGUGUUAUUUAUUGCAAUAAAAAAUAUGACGUCUCUAUAAUUUAUAAAAUUAGCUUAUACUUGGCAACUCAAUUCAGCUCUUUUAAAACUCUUUUAUUUGUCCUGUUUUGCAGUCCAGCUACAAAGAGAGAUUGUGCAGCUGAUCCUGUUAGGUUUAUUUUUACUGAAAAGACAAAAGUAAUUAGCUCAGGUACAGAUAAUUCUGUUUUAAGCAUCGUUACAAAUUUACACAUUGCAGUUGAAAAAGUGUAUGGUCUUUUUACAAGUCGUCUGUACAGAGUUCUCAAACCAAAGCCAGUUGUAUCUCAGUGGUGGCGAUUCCGCAAUAUCUGUUGCAUCCCCAACUUCAUCAUUGCUUUUCUAUUGAUCAUUUUCAUUGGAGGCAUCAUUGGUUUAGGCUUACAAACUGAUGCUACUUCAUUUUAUUCAGAAUCAAAUGACCAAAAACGCAUAUAUCAAUCCAUAUUUAUAUCUCUGUGUGUAGCGGUUGGUCUAGCAAUAUCCUUGAAUUUAUACACUUUACUUCGAUUUGCAAAAACUCUGGUUUCUUCUCAUCAAAGACGAAUUACUAAUUCUUAUUUAAAAGUGAACUCUCCUAAAGAUGAGAGUUGUGUAAGCUCUCUAAAAAAGGAGGUAGAUGCACUGGUACAAAUGGUACAAGGAUUGGAUGCUUUCAUUGGUCAACAGACACGUUUGGUUGUUAUAGUGGAUGGCCUUGAUAGUUGUGAACAAGAUAAAGUUCUUUAUUUGCUCGAUGCUGUGCACACUUUAUUUUCUGAUGCAAAUGCUCCUUUUAUAACUAUUUUAGCGAUUGAUCCUCAUAUUGUUAUUCAAGCUAUAGAAUCAAAUAUCCACAAAGCAUUUCAAAACUCUAACAUUACUGGUUAUGAAUAUUUACGUAAUGUUGUUCAUCUUCCCUUUUACUUGCAAAACAGUGGUUUAAGAAGAGUUAAAGCUGCUCAGCAGGCUGCAUUACUUUCAAAUAAAAAACCGGGAAGUUAUUGGAAUGAAGAUAAAGAAUGUGAUAGAGCUGUUCCAACAGUUUCUUCUAUACGGAAAGCUUCAAACUCUAGCAUGUCAAUACCUGAUGCCUUAAGAAAGCGUGGAAAGGGAAACCAAAAAUUGAAAGCUAGUGACAGCUUAGCAAGUAGUAUUAGCAAUCUGCAUAGGGUAGUUACCGGUGCUCAAGACCUUAAUAAAGUUUUAUUAACAGAUGAUUAUUUUAGUGAUAUCAAUCCUAGAUCUAUGAGAAGGUUAAUGAAUAUUGUCUACAUUACUGGUCGUCUAUUAAAGGCAUUUAAUAUUGACUUCAAUUGGUAUCAUUUAGCCUCUUGGGUUAACAUUACAGAACAAUGGCCAUACAGAACAUCUUGGAUUAUCAUGUACUAUGAAAUGCAUGAGAAUGAAUUUGAUGAGAUGUUGCCUUUAAAAACUGUCUAUGAAAAGAUUAAAUCUUAUAUGCCUGUAUCAAGAGAGCAGGAACCAACUCUUGAUUUGGACCACGAUGAAAGAAAGUUUGAAGUAUUUUUAUCAUUUCAUUCGAGCAGCUUGUUAAUCAAUGAUUUGAAAGUGUUUUUGCCUUUUACCAUAAAUCUUGAUCCUUACAUAAGAAAGGUCAUACAGGAAACACAUCAACAGAUAUCUGAGUUUUUGAAAAGUGAUUUGAAACCUUCUAAUCCACCCACAAAGUUGGAUUCUGUAAAUGCAGCUGUUAAUAUGAAAAUCCAGCGGAUGACUACUCCUCUUCCUACACCAGAUUUUGGACUCACAAUGGGUUACUGUUCACCUGCCACUUUUAACAGAAAAGAUAUGUUUCAACAUAAUAGAGCUCCGCCUGUUCCUAAUUAUGCUGCUUCUCCUCAACCAUGGUGGGCCAUGUCUCCAUCGCAUGAUAUGGUUAUGUCACAGAAUUUGCUUCAUUCUUCUAAACCAACUUCAGCUAUGAUUUUACAUGAUCAAGAGAAACUUAGUUCCUUAUCUGUGGCUGGCAUUUCUGAAUUAUUAAGGUCACAAGAUAAACUCAAUAUGAAGAAGCUUGAUCACUAUACCUCUGUCAUUGAAGAAAAUAACAUAAAUGGCCAAGUUCUACUUACAUGUGACUUGAAAGAAUUAAAAGACACGUUGAAUAUGUGCUUUGGUGAUUGGGAACUUUUCAGAAUAUUAAUUUUGACUUUGAGAGAGCAUGAGAUGGCAAACUUGAGUACGGGUAAUUAUUAUUACAAGGAGGAAAAACAAUUGUCUCGUACCACUUCCUUCACUUCGAAACAGCCUCUAAAAAAUACUGGAAAUAAGUCUCCUGAACAUAAAGUGGUUGAUAAUGCCUCUUCUAAAGCGUCUAGAGUUAUAGCAGAAAGUAAUGAAAAUAGUAUCCAAAAGCAAAGAAGUAGUGUUUUAGAAAAGCAGCCUUCACCUUAUUGGCAACAUGUAUUAAAUGAGGUAACAAUGGAAGAAUCAAUGAUUGUUGGAGCUUUAGAAACUUUGAAUGAAGAAGCGUUAGAAGAUACUUUGGAAGAAAACAAUAUGAGAAAAGGCUCUAAUCCAUCCGUGAUAGUUGGAAAUCCACUGAGUCCAAUUCUGUCUGAUACUGAAGAGUUGAUUUCUGAGGAAAAGCUGGGCCUUCAGCAUCAGCAUCAUAUGCCCAUUGUCGCUACAACUCCAUCAGAAGUGGAUGCUCUAUAUUUAUGCAGCCUUCAAGGUUCUCCAACUCUACGUGUCAGUGCAAUGUCUUUAAGUGACUCCAUGACUGAUCUUGAGUCAUCAUCAUUAGGAAGAUCUCAUAACCUUUCUACAGCUCUUGAGACUUCAACCCUGUCCCUCACUCGAACAAAGAGUGAAGAUAAUGACUCUGCUUCAACUACUUCAAGUCCAUCAAGAAGGCGUGAUAUAAAGUUGAAGCCCGUCACUCUACAACGACCAUCUUCACUGGUGUACGACUCUGCCGCAUAUAUACAUCCUCCGCCAGGGAACAAAAACGAAACUUUUUGCAAAUCAAAAUCUGAUGCGGGCUCAGAGCAUAGUAAAAAGUUUCAAGAAAAGAACAAUGCAUUUCACCACGUAACAAACAAGGUAAAACAGCUGAAGAAGAAAUCAACUUCAAAAUCUGACUGCUCCUCCGACAGUUCAACUGAAACCGAGGAAAAAGUGAGGCCGAAAAAUUUACCACCCAAACCUUUACCCACCCCAGGAUCAGACGCAGACGGGUUUUUUUCAGAUGAUGAGCAUACCCCUCUUGUAUCCCCGUUUCAUAUGAAUCGCUCUAGUCAUUAUAAUCUGCAAUCCUCGAAAUCAGAAAAAGAAAGUACACCAGAAAAAUCUAUUCCUAAGCACUGCAAGUCUGAUUCUGGCUCUCACAGGAAAAUGAAAAAGCAAUUAGAAAGACAAUAUUCUGUGGAGAGUAAUCUUUGUGAUCAUUCAAGACCACCGCCGUCAUCUACGUCAAUGGUUGAAAUAGCGACACCACUCAGUACUACACAGUAUGUUCCGAUUAUGACUGCAUAUGGACAAGAUGUUACGGAUUCUCCAUCUGUUGAAGAAACUGUUUCAAUUUUAGAAAGUCAAAUUCACAACGAAACAAUUUUAUGAAUCUCUAUUGGUUAAAAUAUAUUUUAUGUUAUUUUAAAUCCAAACUAAAAAUGAAGCAUUUGUAUGUUAGAUAAGAUUUUUUUCAUGCCAUGUUAUUUAGUAGUGUGGAAAAAGUUUAUUCCCACUGUUCCAGAGUACUGUUUAUUUUCAAUUAAAUUUUUUUGGUACGUUUUAAUUUUUUAGAAAAUGCCCUGUAUAUUUUUCUAUGUUAGGGAACAAAACAGCGCAGUGUUAUGAAAAUUAUCCUAUUACGAACCUUUUUAAAUAAUUCGUAAGUCUUCUGAUAGAUAUAUAAAGAAAUUUAUAAGUAAGUAUAAGUUUUAUGUAGUAAAGAAGAGAGUUAUGAAUUCUAGAAAUAAAUUUUGUGAAACAAAAUUGAACAUUUUUUAGUUUUUAAGAUUAAUUAUUAAUUUUAUGUCUGACAGAAAAUAUUAUUUUGAAACUUUUGUAUUCAAUUAAUGA
Parasteatoda tepidariorum (common house spider) is the source of this 5904-nucleotide messenger RNA. RefSeq names its product Ankyrin repeat-rich membrane spanning (gene Arms). Gene Ontology annotation, molecular function: protein kinase regulator activity; PDZ domain binding. The record is from RefSeq and is a predicted model, not a curated record. Lineage: Eukaryota; Metazoa; Arthropoda; Arachnida; Araneae; Theridiidae.